AUGAUCACUCCUCGGGUAUCAAACGCUUCGGAUCUUCUAAGAAAGUCAAACAAUCCUUUGAAUUGUGAAGUUUCUGUUCUGGGUCCUGAUUUGAGUCGAUCUAGCAGUUGUGUUAGCGAAAGCUCCGUAAAUACAACUUUUGAUUCAUCAGAAAUCAUUGAGAGGCCCAGUAACUGUCGAAUCUGUUAUGACGGAACCUCAAAUACGCUUAUCUCACCCUGUCGAUGUAGAGGCACAGUAGGACUUCUGCACAAAUCCUGUUUGGAGAGAUGGCUUCAAGUUUCUCAGACGAUAAGUUGUGAAAUUUGUGGUUACAAAUAUAAACUCCGCCAGAAAUCACCUCUUCCCAUAGAUGAGGAGGAAAAAACGUCCCUAAGACACUCAAUGAGUGCUGAAAUCAGUCAGCACAACUUUCUCGAGGAAUGGUUGCAUUCGCGCUCGACGAAACGAAGAAUCGUUACCGACUGUAUUUUCUUAGCCCUUUUAACCCCAGUUACGUGUUUUGGUGUGUAUUUUUGUAUUUCAACGAGUUUACACUUCUUUAAUAUCGAGGGAUCGGGUUCGUGGAAAUUCGCCGUACUUUUAUCCAUCUCCAUCAUUUUACUUCUGGUUUUUCUCCUCUGGUUCGGACUGGCAAUCCAAUAUCACAUUCGAGCUUAUCUGUCAGUUCGGCGAAGAGUGGAGGAUUCCAUUCGAGAAUCAUUCUAUCGACAAUCUCUCGAAAGAUCCUGGAGGUUUUCUGUACAUCCUGGUUCCUUUUCUCGUCCGAAAAUGUCCACCCCUUUAGUUGCACCCAAGCCUCCUCUCUGUGUUUUAAAUGGCGACUCGGAAAUAGCAGUUAUAAGUCAAUAA
Molecule: messenger RNA, 852 nt
Organism: Rodentolepis nana
Lineage: Eukaryota; Metazoa; Platyhelminthes; Cestoda; Cyclophyllidea; Hymenolepididae
Source: the annotation of a GenBank genome assembly